GCGGUGGAGCGUCUCACACACACAUACACACAAACUAACACCAACAGCGGCAACAAUGACAGGAGACAAGUUUCCAGGCUGAGCGAGGCUGGUUGGCAGCCGCUUGUCCUAUUCUCGGAGGGACGACGUAAAGCGCUGGACGUCGAGAAAUCCCUGCGCUUGCCUGUCUUACUCCUAAAGUAACGUUACCUGGUGGACACGGACAGUUUGGAUACAGACCGGCGGCGGCGGCAGGAGCAGCAGGGCGAGUGUGUGAGUGCUUUGGCGGCGAAACAUGAACAAAAACCACCGAGUGCCGAGCAGCCGUUCUCUGAGUGCCGUGGAGGUGAAGAGCAAGUUCGGCGCGGAGUUCCGUCGCUUCUCCCUGGACCGGUCCAAGCCGGGCCGCUUCGAUGAGUUCUACGGCCUCCUGCAGCACGUGCACCGCAUCCCCAACGUGGAACUGCUGGUGGGCUACGCCGACGUGCACGGCGACCUGCUGCCCAUCAACAAUGACGACAACUACCACAAGGCCAUCUCCACCGCUGCUCCCCUGCUCAGGCUGUUCCUGCAGAGGAAAGAGGAAGCUGAUUACUCAACGUUUGGUACCGAUUCUCUGACCAGGAAGAAAAACACAGUGCUUUCGGCAGUUCUAUUGCGGCCUGAUGCCAACAGGAAAAAACCUCCAGUUAUCAUCAGUCUCCCGAGGGACUUCCGCCCCGUUUCCUCCAUCAUCGAUGUGGACAUCCUGCCUGAGACUCACCGACGUGUGCGUCUAUACAAGCACGGCCAGGAGAAGCCAUUGGGCUUCUACAUUCGUGACGGCUCCAGUGUGCGGGUCACACCGCAGGGCCUGGAGAAGGUCCCGGGCAUUUUCAUCUCUCGGAUGGUGCCCGGCGGGCUGGCAGAGAGCACCGGCCUGCUGGCAGUAAAUGACGAGGUGCUGGAGGUGAAUGGUAUAGAGGUGGCUGGGAAGUCUCUGGACCAGGUGACGGACAUGAUGAUCGCCAACAGCCACAACCUCAUCAUCACCGUGAAGCCUGCCAACCAGCGGAACAAUGUUGUUCGCAGUGGAGGAGGGGGUGCGGCGUCCGGUAGCUCGGGGCGCUCAUCGGACAGCGGCGCCAGCUAUUACGGCUACUCAUCGCAGGGUGUGGUCGGCGCAGCGGCCUCCAUGCCAUCGCAUAUCAUCCAGAACUUCCCCGUGGGGGAGCUGGAGAGCGACGAGGACGACGAGGACCUGGUGAUCGAGGCGGGAGGCGACGCCGAGCCCAUCAGACGCGCCCCCUCCAACUACAGCAUGCCCUCUCUGCCUCGCUACGAGCCGCACCUCAACCUCCGAGUUACCACCACAUCCACGUCCAAUCUCUCAAUCAACGCCAACGGGACCCUGCCAGCCAGCGCCAGCAGCGGAUCACUAAGCAACGCCAAUGCGACGUCGACUACGCCGUCGCCAGACAGAGCAAUGGAUAGUCGGAGUCUGGAGGAGGAUGGCACUGUUAUAACUCUGUAGACUGGGCAUUCACACACUAAACACUGGAAACCUGAAGUAAACACACACUCAGAUACUUCCACCCACACUUGGGGGGGAGUUAUGGACCACCAGAUGAAACACAGGACCAUCCUUUUUCCAUUAAACACAUACAUCCAUAUGAUGACUGUAUCUGAGAAGCACAAUAUGUGUACAUAUUAAGUCAACACAACAACACUGACACCUAAACCUUUGUACGUCCUAACAUUUACAUGUAAAACACUGCACCCCAGGAUUCGCUCUUCUACAUGCCAAUGACAUGCAUGUGUGCCAUAGCGGCGCCACAGCCCCCCC
Molecule: messenger RNA, 1804 nt
Organism: Scomber scombrus (Atlantic mackerel)
Lineage: Eukaryota; Metazoa; Chordata; Actinopteri; Scombriformes; Scombridae
Gene: pard6b
Product: par-6 partitioning defective 6 homolog beta (C. elegans)
Exons: 3
Coding region: 275-1492 (405 amino acids)
Biological process (GO): establishment or maintenance of cell polarity; regulation of cellular localization; centrosome cycle
Cellular component (GO): cell cortex; nucleus; apical plasma membrane
Molecular function (GO): protein kinase C binding
Source: RefSeq, a predicted model, not a curated record